This is a messenger RNA of Epinephelus lanceolatus (giant grouper), 2659 nucleotides long. It is a transcript of the gene ccdc125, whose product is annotated as coiled-coil domain containing 125. Lineage: Eukaryota; Metazoa; Chordata; Actinopteri; Perciformes; Serranidae. The record is from RefSeq and is a predicted model, not a curated record. Gene Ontology annotation, biological process: negative regulation of Rho protein signal transduction; negative regulation of cell motility. Gene Ontology annotation, cellular component: cytoplasm.
CUGGCGGAGGAAGGACUCACCUCAUAGUACCCAGGGUUCAUAUAUUGAACUUGUUGGAGGUGUCUCUUCGUAGGUAACAUUAAAGUAAUAGGCUAUUUAACUAAACGUUGUUUUUGUCCGCGUGUCGCUGGAGGCUGUGAAGCACCGAGGAAUAUUACGUUCACUGCUUCAGAGUCGCAGAUGCAGGAGGUCAGUGAGGCCCACAGUCUGGAUGAUGACAUGGUGGAUGGAGAUCUUGGUGACGGGAUGGAAGUCAGAGCAGCGCCCAGCUCCAUACGGAUGAAGAGCCAGAGCUUUGCUGGUCUCACAGAGAGUCUGCUGUCCAGAUCAGAGCUGCUCAGGAGUGGCAGCCAUGCAGGAGAAGCAGCCUGGAUCCCUGGACUGAAGGCUGCAGAGAGGCAGCAGAGAGCCCGUUGGAAGCUGCCGCGCUCCAGCUCCCUGGGUGACCUGUCCAAGGACGAGCUGAAAGACAGACUACAGGAAGCAGCUGAGGUGAUAGAUGUGUUAUGCUGUGAGCUGGAGGUGGCACAUCGUUACCUUGAAGGCAAAUAUGAAGCCCUGAAGAUCUUACAGGGGAAGGCCAUUCUUGACAAAGCCACGAGUCACACUAAGAGUCUGCUGCAGAAGAGUGAGGCGAGGGCUAAAGCUCUGGAGAAGGAGGUGAACAGCCUGCAGUGGGAACUCAGCUUCAGCCAGGUCCAGAUGAAGAAGUCUCAGCAAUCCUGGGAGCAGAAAUACAACAGAAUGUUGAGUGAGAACAAGACUCUGACUGACAACCUGGAGGAAAGAGAGAGGGAGAUCCAGCAGCUCCGGACGGAGAAUUCCGCCCGGAGUCGACAGUGCAUGGAACUUCUCUCCAUGUUGAGUGUGAAGGAGCAGAGAGCUUACCAAGGAACCAAACCUCAGUACAGCCCAGAGAGAGAUGCAAGUGUUCUAGAGCUGGCAGUGUUGGGUGCCUGCAGGUGUCUUGGUGUUGCUGAAGCUUGUCCGUGCAGUCGGACUGCUGCUGCCAGCAGGAAGCAGCUCUUCCAGCUACAACAGGAGCUGGAUGCUCAGCGUGCCAGGAGAGAAGAGGCGUUGAUGGUUGCUGAUGCUUUUCGUAUUGCCUUUGAACAGCAGCUGAGGAAACGCAGUGAGCACUUCCUGCUGCUGGCUGAAGCCAACAUCCUAAAAACCCAUCACUGCAAGGCUGAAGUUGCUAACAGGAGUCCUUUGCUCAGUGUAAGCCAGAGGUUGAGAGGAUUACUGCCUUCCAAGAUGCCUGAUGAUCUUUUAGAGACUCUCUACAGACUGCUGGACUUGCUGAAUGACAAAGAGGAGGCCCUGGCCCACCAGAGGAAGGUGAGCAUCAUGUUAGCCCACAGUGCUGAGGAGCUGCAGAGACAGUUGCAUCUAGAUUCACAAUGCUGCCCAUCAGACCCAUCAGACAACCAGAGCCAGUGUCAGCAAACAUCUCAUACAUCAGAGUCUCAGCUACAACCACAAGUCUCGUCAGAGUCCAACAUCCAAGCACAGCAACAACUAGUUCCACCAGAUUCCCCGCUUCAGCCAGGACAAACACCAUGUCUGUCAGAGUCCAGGACUGAACCUCAGGAGCUGUCAGACACAUCGCAGUCCAACAUCCAGCUGCUGUCCAACCAUGAGAGCAGUGAGCCUGAAAUCCAACAAUCAGACCAAACAGAGUCCUGAUCCACCCACAGGAUCAAUCAGACUCCACACCUCAGCUACAGACGCAGCAGUCAGGAUUUGAGAACAUGGGAAGAUGCAGAUGUCUUAUCUGUGAUGUCACACAGGCUGUAUUUGAAGGAAGGGUGUGAAAUUGUAUGAUUUGACCUGACUGCUCACUGUUGUUGUCCCAUCAGCUGCUGGAUGGAAAACACCAAACUGUUGUCCUUUAGAGAGGAAGGGUAGCAGUGCUGAGGCUGUGAUGUCCAACCCCACACACACCUUUACCACAUCUCUAAAACAUACUUUUUACUACUAGAUUUACAUCUGGAAAAGCAUAUGAAGGUGUGAAUGUCUAUUAUCAUUUUCCCAGACCUUGUGAAGAACAUCUCAGGUGUUACUGAUAUAAAGCAUAGCUCUGUUCGGUCUUUGAAGUGGAAAAAGCAUUUAGCUGGAAUAGUUGAGAAGAAAAUUGUCAACAGUUUCAAUGUUUUUCACUUUGAAAAUCAAAAACAGAGACCAGUGACAGUUUGUCCAGUCAUGAGUGACUAGUGUAGGAGUAGGAAGGGUCUUUGUUGGUGUCUGAGCUCAGGAGAGGAAUGCCAAUCAGCAUAUUUGCUCCAUGCAGAUGCCUGUCAUGUUUUACCAGAACAUAGUGAGAGAAAUCACUGGUUUGCAGUCUUUGGCAAACAGUUUGAAAAAACUUACUGUCUGUGUUUAAGUUUCAAAGAACAUUGUAGGGAGGAGGGGUAGGUAGAUGGGUUAAUAAAAUGUGACAUGACUUUAUUGAUUUUUUCCUAAACCUGCCUACCUCAACCAAUCACACAUGCAUUGUAGUUUAUCCUUAAUUGUCACAUUGGCCUCUACAGACAGGCAUGCCCACUGCUGCCCUAUUCCAUUGUUAAUGUGUAUUUUAUGUGACAGAAGAAGUACAGGAUUGGUGAUUUAUUUUGAGAGCUAACUUGUAUGUUAACAAUCAAAGAAGCUAACACAA